Cherax quadricarinatus is the source of this 1450-nucleotide messenger RNA. RefSeq names its product mothers against decapentaplegic homolog 3. NCBI's taxonomy places the organism in Eukaryota, Metazoa, Arthropoda, Malacostraca, Decapoda, Parastacidae. Gene Ontology annotation, cellular component: heteromeric SMAD protein complex. The record is from RefSeq and is a predicted model, not a curated record. Gene Ontology annotation, biological process: anatomical structure morphogenesis; activin receptor signaling pathway; transforming growth factor beta receptor signaling pathway. Gene Ontology annotation, molecular function: I-SMAD binding; RNA polymerase II cis-regulatory region sequence-specific DNA binding; DNA-binding transcription factor activity, RNA polymerase II-specific.
AAGGAUACACCAAAACAAUGGUGUCCACUCUGCACGCAGGCAUUUACGCACGCCUCGUAACACCAAGCAAAUAUACUCACGUGGGUAAAUGAAAUGGUGUGGAGUAAUUACAUGAAGAGAGAAGCCAUUUAGGAGGAUGUAGACUUUGCACUAGUUUUUAGCGGAAAGGUACUGUCUGAGAGGGUGGUAGCGCGGCCCAAACAUGUCGUCCCCUGAUGUGUUGUGAGACGACGGUCAGCUGUGUCGAGCGUGGCACCCCUCUGCUCAUCCCUAGCGAACCUGGCACCUCCUUGCUUAUCCGUGGCGAGCCUGGCACCUCCUUGCGUACCCGUGGAGAGCCUGGCACCCUCUUGCUUACCCGUGACGAUCGUGGCACCCCUCUUGAUCACCCCCCGUGGCACCCCCAUAGCUGUGGCCUGUGGCACUCUCUCGGUUAUCAUACUUGAAAAACUGGUAUUUUGUGGCACUGAGCCGCUAUCCUGCUGGUGUUGUGCCGGACACCGAGCAGCGGCGGCCGUGUAGGUCUCGCUGAAACAUGUCUAUGUUGCCCUUCACCCCUCCUGUAGUAAAGAGACUGUUGAGCUUCAAGAAGGGGGAAGUGGAGGAUAAAUGGAGUGAGAAGGCAGUGAAGAGCUUGGUCAAGAAGCUCAAGAAGUCUGGUGGUCUGGACGAACUAGAGACCGCCGUCACCACUGAGGACUGUAACACCCGCUGUAUCACCAUCCCCAGGUCCCUGGAUGGGCGGCUGCAGGUCUCUCAUAAAAAAGGACUGCCGCAUGUCAUCUACUGCCGGUUGUGGCGCUGGCCUGAGUUACAGAGCCAUCACGAACUUCGUGCACUUGACCAUUGCCAGUACGCUUUCAACCUCAAAAAAGAGGAGGUCUGCGUCAACCCAUAUCAUUACACUAAAAUAGAGGCGCCAGCUUUGCCAGCUAUCUUGGUACCCCGGGGUAGUAGCAGCAGCAGCAGUAGUAGCGGCGGUGGUAGUGGGGGCGUGGGAGGCUCAGGCUCAGACCCAGGCUCAGCCGAAGACUUGAGCUCUCUUGCUGACCUCACAGCAGACAGUGUUAGUGACUCUGCCUCUCUUACCUCAGUAGCUCCCACGCUAGAGCCACCACCUACUUUUCCUCCCACCGAAUCCCCACCGCCUGGCUACAUGAGCGAGGACGGUGACAGUCAUGACCUGUCCGACAUAACAGAUUACUCAGGUAAAUGAAUGAGACACACAUGCAGUACUCGGGUAUCUUUAUUUCCAUAGCAUUUGCCUUCACAGCAGGCUGCUUCAUUCAAUACAAAGGUACCUUAAAAUACUGCAAACAAUUGAAGAAAAGAUCGAGAUGUUCAAUCCCUCGCCUUUAUAUAAGUGGAGAAGUAAAAUUUAAGUGUUUAGUCCAUCAAGCUUGAUUGUUGUUCACAUCCAUAGUGUUGAUCCAUGGGUAUAAUAUUAAUG